AUGUCUCCACCCCGCAAUUUCCAGGGCCUGGAUCAAGUACGCCCAAACAGCACGAGCUCUGCGUCAACCAAAGAACCAACCAUCCACAACAUCUUUGAACCCGUAACGGGGACAUGGCAAUAUAUCGUGGCAGAUCCAUCCGCAAAAUCCGCCAUCAUAAUCGACCCGGUCUUGAACUAUGAGCCAGCCACUCAGGCCAUUACUACGACAGCGGCCGAUGAGUUACUCGCGUUAGUCAAAGGAAAAGGCUAUCAGAUUGAGAGAAUCCUCGAGACACACGCUCACGCAGAUCAUCUCACUGCAUCUGCAUAUCUCCAGCACCAACUCAACCAAACCCAAGGGUUCAAGCCGUCGAUAGGAAUCGGCAAGCGCAUCGCGCAGGUUCAGAAUCUCUUCGGUCUGCGAUACCACAUCGGCAAAGAGGAAUACGAGCAAGUCUUCGACCACCUUUUCGAUGACGAUGAGAGUUUCACCAUUGGCGGGCUCACAGCUACCGCUCUACAUCUUCCGGGUCAUACCCCGGAUCACCUUGGCUAUCAAAUCGGAGGUAUAAAACAUUUUCUGCGGCGACUCCCUCUUUCACAUAGAUAUCGGCACAGCACGUUGCGACUUCCCAGGCGGCGACGCGAAGAAUCUCUACAGCUCCGCUCGCAGGCUACUAGAAUUCGACGAAAGUGUCAAAAUCUGGCCGGGGCACGACUACCCCCGCCCGACCGGGACCCUGUGGCAUUUAUGAGUGUCGGUGAGCACAAACGGUUGAAUCGACAUAUCAAAGAUUCCAUCUCCAAGGAGCAAUUUGUCGCGAUGCGGACGGAGCGUGAUGCUAGUUUGAAUGAGCCUAGGCUUCUCCAUCAAUCGCUGCAGGUUAAUAUUCGUGGUGGACGACUUCCUGCGCCGACGGAUGCUGGACAGCGAUUUCUUCAUUUGCCGUUGAAAUUGAAUGGGUUGGAGUGGUAG
Messenger RNA from Penicillium waksmanii, 957 nucleotides. RefSeq names its product metallo-beta-lactamase domain protein. Bases 1 to 957 code for a protein of 318 amino acids. Gene Ontology annotation, molecular function: sulfur dioxygenase activity. Gene Ontology annotation, biological process: glutathione metabolic process; hydrogen sulfide metabolic process. The transcript has 2 exons. The record is from RefSeq and is a predicted model, not a curated record. Lineage: Eukaryota; Fungi; Ascomycota; Eurotiomycetes; Eurotiales; Aspergillaceae.